Molecule: messenger RNA, 1231 nt
Organism: Aspergillus caelatus
Lineage: Eukaryota; Fungi; Ascomycota; Eurotiomycetes; Eurotiales; Aspergillaceae
Product: FAD dependent oxidoreductase
Exons: 1
Coding region: 1-1137 (378 amino acids)
Molecular function (GO): flavin adenine dinucleotide binding; sarcosine oxidase activity
Source: RefSeq, a predicted model, not a curated record
AUGGAGCGAUACGAUGUUGCAGUUGUUGGCCUUGGUGCCCUCGGAAGCGGAGCAGCCUACCAAGCAGCCGUCAAGGGAGCCAAAGUCAUCGGCUUCGAACAAUUCGAGUUGGGCCACGUACGCGGAGCCUCCCAUGAUACUUCACGCAUUGUCAGGACUUCAUACGGGUCCCCUGAGUUUGUUGCACUUGCCCGGUCGGCGUACAAAGACUGGGCAGACUUGGAAAAACGGUCUGGCUUGAACCUGCUGGAUAUAACUGGCGGUGUUGUAUUCCUCCCCAGAAACGGACCAACCCCUUCUAGCGACUUUACCAAGAGUCUUGACGCCAAUGGUGUUCCUUACGAGCUACUUGAUUCUAAAGAAGUCAACCGACGUUGGCCCGGGUUCAACAUUCCCGAUGGGAUUGAUGCCGUCUACACAGCAGACACUGGCAUUGUCCAUGCUUCCAAAGCCGUCACAACUAUGCAAUACCAAGCUCGUGCCAAUGGAGCUGUCUUAAGAGAGAAGACUCGGGUAGACCGCCUGAUACCAGAUGGCAACGGUGUGAUCAUCGAGACGUCCAAGGGUCGGGUCCGAGCCGGGAAAGUGAUCCUUGCGGCUGACGCCUGGAUAAACAAGCUUCUUGGACCCCUUGGAGCCGAAAUCCCCCUCACCGUCAUGCAGGAGCAGAUUACCUACUUCAAGCCGGAGAAUCCAGCUCUCUUCGAACCAGAGCGGUUCCCCGUGUGGAUCUGGGGUGGCGAGAAAUGGUUCUAUGGAUUUCCGACCUACGGCGAGCCAACCAUCAAGGCAGGCCAGGAUGCCCAGGAGAAUUUUAUGACGCCCGACAAUCGCACUUUUGUUCCCUCCCAAAAGGUGUUCAAGACCCUUAAGGAUCACAUGGAUACUAUCAUCCCCGGCCAUGGCCAGGAUUUGCGGACAGUAACCUGUCAGUAUUCCAUCACGCCGGAUCGCCAGUUCAUUAUCGGCCCGAUUCAAAAGAACCCUAACAUUAUUGUCGCCCUGGGUAAUGGACACGCGUUCAAGUUUGCUCCUGCUAUCGGUCGAGUGGUGGCGGAGCUCGCCAUUGACGGAAAGACGAGUGACGAUAUCAGCAAAUUCCCCGUACCGACUCCGGCCGGCUCGAGCAAACUAUAGUCGAAUGGUGGUGGAUGUUCCUUGUCAGUGAGAUUGAUGAUUGAUACGUCAGAAAAUAUAUUCUAGGGCAGCCUCCUGGCUCUGAUAGCUAUAU